This is a messenger RNA of Bubalus bubalis (water buffalo), 3090 nucleotides long. RefSeq names its product PRAME family member 8-like. Gene Ontology annotation, biological process: negative regulation of apoptotic process; negative regulation of DNA-templated transcription; negative regulation of cell differentiation. Bases 1353 to 2633 code for a protein of 426 amino acids. Gene Ontology annotation, cellular component: cytoplasm. Lineage: Eukaryota; Metazoa; Chordata; Mammalia; Artiodactyla; Bovidae. The transcript has 4 exons. The record is from RefSeq and is a predicted model, not a curated record.
UCCUGCAUUGCAGGCAGAUUCUUUUACCAUCUGAGCCACCAGGGAAGCCCCUUUCAUCUUGGGGAAGGGGUGGGGAUUUUCAGGAAUUGGACCACUGCCCACUUUUUGACCAUUAAUGUUCAUAACCAUUGUGGCAGCUGGGUUGUGCUACAAUGAGCUAUACUGAGGAUCAAGGGCAAGUGCAAGUUGAGUCCACCAUCCUGGACCUGGUUGUUUCUAAUCAGUUUAUGUCAUGUCCUUCUUUUAAAGGUUGUGCCUUGCCUCUUUCCUGUCUCAGUAAUUCUUAUAUAUGUAAAGAAAGAAUGUUUAAAAAUGUAUAUCUCAAAGCUUUCCAGCUCAGAUAGACUCCCACAUCUUAAUAACACUCUUAGUUACAUGGCUUCUGCAAUUUCUCAUUUUAAAUUUUUAAAGUGAAAACAAUCUUUUCAUUCAAUUUAUGGUACUGAUCUCAACUUUUGGAGAGGAAACCCUUUAGAGAUGAUACUGCUUCCUUUUAGUCACUCCUUUUAAUUUCUAAACACAACCCAGAGAAAAGUCUUCUAAAUUUCCUUCUUCCCCAAGAGAAGGAAAACAAAAAAACAAAAAACCUACAUUUUACACUAUUUGCGUUACUCACAUUGUCCCUCUAGGGACAUCCAGAUCCAACUACCCAGCCCUCACUCUUACUUCUCAAAUGUGAUUUUGACCUGAUGUCUUCAGAGAUGGUUUGACUUAAGAUUGGAAUACCAGUCACAUCCCCAAAAGGACUUCCCUUUACUUUCUGAGUAGAUUCCUGAUCUCCACUUGUCUAACAUAACACCUGAGUGAUGAUUGAUAGAGGUGGAUACUUUUAUUUUGCUUCCUUUGGGAACAACACUACUGUCUUCAUAAAGCAAUUUUAAUUCUGGGACAUUUCGAUAAUUUUUUUAUGGCUGAAGAUCCCCAAACAACAGUACUUCAAAGUUUUGUUUUUUCUGUCACAAAAGGAUAACCCCUUUCCUGUCUCACACCCAGGCCUAUUACUAUUAAUAUUAGUAAAGCCAAAUCAAUAUUUGUGGGUGAAUCAAGAAAUCCAAUACCCCUCCCUCAUUCUUUAUCCUGCCUGAAUGAAAUCUGAUUCAAUCAGUUCCUCUGAAGGUAACAAAGACCCAAUCAGGAUUAACCCAAUAGACAGUCUGAAAUCUAAUCAGGUAUCACUUUCUGAUUGGCAGUUAGUUGUUGGAAAGAAGGAAGAUGUGAUUAGAAAGGUCUAUAUAAGCCUUAGACACCAACGAGAUGCAGAAUCUUCAGGGUUCCAGAGUCACCACCAGGAUUCUCAAGUCUGAGGUGUGAGCAGCCUGCCAACCACAACAGAGCUGCAGAGUCAGAUCAGAAUGAGUCUUUGGGCCCCACCCAGACUCCUGGACCUGGCAGCUAAGAGCCUGCUAAGGAAUGAGGACUUGGCCAUGAGUUCUUUGGAGUUUCUGCCCAUCGAGCUCUUCCCCCUACUCUUCAUGGAAGCCUUCUAUGGGAGUCACAGUAAGACCCUGAAGACCAUGGUGUAUUCCUGGCCAUUCGUCCGCCUGCCUCUGGGGGGCCUGAUGGAGCUGCCUCAUCUGAUAACCUUACAAGCAGUACUGGAUGGACUUGAUGUCCUGCUUUCCCAGAAGGAGCGCCCCAGGAGGUGCAAACUGCAGGUGUUGGAUUUAAGGAAUACUGGCCAGAACUUCUGGAGCAUGUGGUCUGGAUACAUGGACCACAUAUACUCAAGCUCACUGACGGCACCAGUUCCUGAGGACAGGUCAAGGACAGAGCAGCCCUUGGCUCCCUUGGAGGUGUUCAUAGAGAUGAACCUCAAGGAAUGGGCCAUGGAUGAGUUCCUCACCUACCUCAUGAGGUGGGCAAAACAGAGAAAAGAUUCCAUACACCUCUGCUGUAAGAAGCUGAAGAUCUUUGGAAUGCCUGUGGAAAAUAUUAUGAAGGUCCUGAGUAUGGUGCAGCUGGACUGUAUCCAGGAUGUAGAAGUCAACCAGAACUGGCAUCUGUCCAGCCUGGCCACAUUCGCUCCUCUCCUGGGCCAAAUGAGUAACGUGCAGAGACUCAUACUUUCUGCCUCUGAAGAGCAGGAACAGCAUGUUGUUGUCCAGUUUACCUCUCAGUUCCUCAAGCUGCACCACCUCCGGGAUCUCAUUCUGGAAUCUCCCUUCUUCCUGUCAGGGCGCCUGGACCAGAUGCUCAGGUGUCUGAUGAGCCCCUUGGAUAACCUCACGAUAACUCACUGCCUCCUUACAGACUCAGACUUGACCCACCUGUCCCAGUGCCCAAGAAUCAGUCAGCUAAAAGGCCUGGAUCUGAGUGGUAUCACCCUGGCUGACUUUAGUCCUGAGCUCCUUCAGGUUCUGCUGGAGCGAGUUGCAGAUACCCUCCAGGUAUUGGACUUAAAUCAGUGUGAGAUCAUGGACUCCCAAAUCGAGGCCAUCCUGCCUGCCCUGAGCCACUGCUCCCAGCUCAGGUCCAUCAGCAUGUGUGGGAACCUCCUCUCCAUGGCUGCUAUGGAGAAGCUGCUGCGUCACACCUCAGGGCUGCCCAGGUUAAGUCAAGAGUUUUACCCAGCCCCUCUGGAGAGUAACAGCUCUCAGGCAGUUCUUUUAGAAGAGAGACUUGCCCAGCUUUGAGCUGAACUUAUGGAGAUUCUGAGAGACUUGGGACAUCCCAGGACCAUCUGGCUUAACUCCAUCUUCUUUGCUUCCUAUGACUACGACAAAUACUCUCAUUUAGAAAUUAUUGAAUACAUCCCUGCCUAGUUGGGUGCACCUAUCAAAAGCUUUCUUCUGGGCACUUGGAAGUUGAAAUCUAUGUCACAGGUACAUCAUAAAGGGAAACCAGACCCAUGGUUUCAGACAUCUGCUCGUGUGAAUGAGAAAAGGAAAAGUGAGCCAGUGAAGGUGCAGAAGGAAAAUGUUGACCUGGAGAGCUAAUGUGACUUUCAGGAACAUGUGUCCCACAGAGUUAUAAAUGUGAACCUAAAUGACUUUAGAGGGAUUUCAGCUUGAGAAGCAUAAGUUAAAGUUAUCUCUGGUGGAUGAUUGUAAAGAAAUGGUCAGAAAUAAAAAGACCCCUAGUGUAAACCUA